This is a messenger RNA of Oryza sativa Japonica Group (Japanese rice), 3658 nucleotides long. RefSeq names its product transcription factor LHW. Gene Ontology annotation, biological process: regulation of DNA-templated transcription. The record is from RefSeq and is a predicted model, not a curated record. Lineage: Eukaryota; Viridiplantae; Streptophyta; Magnoliopsida; Poales; Poaceae. Gene Ontology annotation, molecular function: protein dimerization activity; DNA-binding transcription factor activity.
UAAAGACAUGUAAACCAAGAAAAGCAAACUUCCUUCCAACAAACAACACCAGCAAUAUCACACUCUUCACAACCCCAACACCACCAAGCUAGCGACAAAGCCCGGCGAUCUCAGCUCACCUAAGCUCGCCGCGCCGCCGCCGCACGCUUCUGCGUCUACCGGCGAGAGCUAGUUGUCGUCGUCGUCGUUCAGUGGCGGCUUGCUUGUUCAGUGACGACGGCUGCAGUAGUGCAGGGCCGGCCGACCUCCCGCGCACCCGUCGUCGUGGAGGCGUGAUGGCUGCCCGUGCGGCGGCGGCGGCGAGGGGGGGAGGUGGCGCGCCGGCGAGGAGGGGCGGUGGUCUCCGCGCGAAGCAGGCCGGCCGCGCCAGCUGCCGCGGCGCCUAGAGCGCGUGGCGGGGGGGAGGCGAAACCGCCUAGAGCGCUUCGUCUGCGGUGCUCGCCUCGCCUGGUGGUGGUGUGCUUCGUCUGCGUGCGCGGCGGGCGGGGUCGCCGGAGCCAGGGUUUGUAGCGGCGGCGAGGCGGGGCGGGGAUGGCCGUCGGGGAUGCGCUGCGGCGGCUGUGCGAGGAGGUCGGGUGGUCGUACGCCGUCUUCUGGAAGGCCAUCGGCGCCGCCGACCCCGUUCAUUUGGUGUGGGAGGACGGCUACUGUGGCCACGCAUCAUGCCCUGCCGGAUCUGAUCCUUCUGAAGCUCUGCCUACCGACGUCGGCUGUGCUGCUGCUGCUGACACCAUGACCAUGUGCUCCCUCGUCAACAAGGUUAUGGCCUCGCAGGUUCAUGUCGUAGGAGAAGGGACCGUAGGCCGUGCUGCUUUUACGGGCAACCAUCAAUGGAUCAUCCAUGGUACUGCCAAUGAUCACGGGAUUCCCUCCGAGGUUGCUGCUGAGAUGAGUUAUCAGUUCAGAGUUGGCAUUCAGACUAUAGCGAUUAUUCCUGUUCUACCACGUGGCGUGCUACAGUUGGGAUCUACUGGCGUGGUCCUGGAAAACAAAAGUUUCAUGACACAUGCAAAAAAAUUAUGCUCUCAGCUGAAUAAUCGAUCAAGUAUGGCUGUAUCUUCUUCAGUUAAGAAUAGUUCAAGCCAGCAGGGUCGUUCACGCCCUUUACAUGGUGCCUCAAAUGUUCAAUCUACAGAGAAUCGCUCAAAACUUUUCAGUCAAUUCCCCGUGACUUGUGAACAAUACAACCAUCCUGAUACCAUGGCUGUGUCAGGUAGCACUUCACUUAAUGCAUGCAUGAAUGGAUCUUUGCUUAAGAUUGCACAACUGAAUGGUCAAGCUGUCAGAGAGCACAUUGUCUAUUCCAAGCCUGAUGUGAGGUUCAUACAACAAGUUUAUCGUGAUGGCCAACUUGGAAGUAAUGCACAGAGUAUUGCUAUGAGUUCAGAUUUGAUCUCAUCGAGCUUGAGAUCAGUACAAAAGCAGCCCCUGUUGAUGAACAACAUUAGCCAGCUAGAAUAUGGUGACGGUGCAGAAACAUCAGCAGAUUUACGGAAGAAUGUCCUGUUGAAACCGCCUGUGUGCCUUGACCCCUUUAUCCAUGAUCGAAACAUCAAUAUAUCUCAUGGAAUAACUGAGGUAUCCAACGUCAUAAAUGAUCACGGGAAUUUUGAUUUCCUCUCAGGAGGUGCCAGAGUUGUCAGAGCUAACUUAUGUACCAGUGCAACAAGUCAAGUAUUAGACCGAAGAAGCCAUUCUGUUUCAGGAAUGUUGCUGCAUAGAGAACCUAUAGUGUCUUGUGAGGUACCCCAAUCUUCUGAAUUUUCAACAAAAAUGGGAAGUCUUGAAAGAGGGUCAUUUCAAAUUUCUUCAGCUCCAUCUUCUGAAUCUGAUGUUCAGAUUUCUAAUGGUUUGAAUACAAGUAUUUCUCGAGAGAAUCAAUUAAGUGUGUCAAACCAUAUCUGCCAAGAUCAAAAGAUUAAUGGAGUAAAUGAUCUGAGUGCUACUUUGAGCACAGAAAGAAUGAACAAUAUGGAUGGAUGCAAGCCACCAGGCUUGUCUCUUGAGAGAACCUCUCCGCUGUUUAUGGAGCAGAGUGUAGAGAAUGACUUGUUUGAUAUACUUGGUCCUCAGUUUCAUCACUUGUGCCACAAUGCUGGUGCCGAUUUGGUCCCCUGGACUGAUGCAAAACCAGAGAGUUCAGAUAGAGAUGUGCCUGAAUCCUCUAUUCAUGCCGAUUCCGCUCCUCUAUUCAGUUCACGAGACAACGAGCUCUAUUCUGGGAUCUUCUCAUUAACGGAUACUGACCAACUAUUAGAUGCUGUCAUCUCAAAUGUUAAUCCAGCUGGUAAGCAGAGUUCCGAUGAUAGUGCUUCUUGCAAGACUUCAUUGACAGACAUUCCUGCCACUUCUUAUCUUUGUUCAAAAGAGAUGAAGCAAUGUGGAUCCUCUGGCGUUCCCUCGGUGCUAAUCAAGAAUGAGUCUGCACAGUUUAUUAAACAACCAUGUCUCGCUGAGAACGCCGAGGAUGGUUGCCUAUCCCAGAAUAAUGGAAUGCACAAAUCUCAAAUACGUCUUUGGAUUGAGAGUGGACAGAGCAUGAAAUGUGAAAGUGCAUCAGCUUCUAACAGCAAAGGUCUUGAUACACCAAGCAAGGCGAACCGAAAGAGGUCUCGGCCAGGAGAGAGUCCUAAACCAAGGCCAAAGGAUCGGCAGCUGAUACAGGAUCGUAUAAAGGAGCUCCGAGAAAUGGUACCUAAUGGGGCUAAGUGUAGCAUCGAUGCCUUGCUGGAGAAGACAGUUAAGCACAUGCUUUUCUUGCAAAGUGUGACGAAGCAUGCAGACAAGCUCAAGGAUUCUACUGAAUCCAAGAUUCUUGGCAAUGAGAAUGGUCCUGUUUGGAAAGACUAUUUUGAAGGUGGUGCAACUUGGGCAUUUGAUGUUGGCUCUCAGUCUAUGACAUGUCCAAUCAUUGUUGAGGAUCUUGACCGACCUCGCCAAAUGCUUGUUGAGAUGAUUUGUGAGGAUAGAGGCAUAUUCUUGGAGAUAGCUGACUUCAUCAAGGGACUUGGAUUGACCAUCCUAAGAGGUGCAAUGGAAGCCCGUAAAAGUAAAAUUUGGGCACGGUUUACUGUUGAGGCAAACAGGGACGUGACCCGAAUGGAGAUCUUUCUCUCGCUUGUGCGCUUACUGGAACCCAAUUGCGACAGCAGUGGAGCAGCGGAAAAUGCUAACAAUGUCAACAUGCCUCUUGGCUUGGUGCACCAACCUGUUAUCCCGGCGACAGGUCGAAUCCAGUGACCACUGACAAGUAGAUGAAGCAAUCAUCAUCUUCAGGAAGACAUCAAGUGCUAAGAGCAGGAAUUCGGUUUCGUUCCUGCCAUGACUAGCAUUGCCAAUUUGCUGGUGCACACCACCUGCUUUCAUGUGACAUCUUGCUGUGAAAAUGUGCCAUCUUUGCUGCGAGCCAUCUGAUCCCAAAGUCUAGAGCUGAACAUGAGAUGCAUCAGAGAAGAGGGUCUGUUGAUUGAGAGAAUGUUCAUUAGGCAGUGUUUAGCCUGUAUAAUCUUAGUCUUCUUUUUUUGUUCUUAAUUCUGUCUUGACAUAUGUUAGUGGAUUCUCUACUGUUAUCCUGAAUGCAAAUUCUUGUGUUGGUUUGUUAACAUUGAGAAUCGUAAAGCCCCUUUUAUAUAAGUUUGUUCUGAUGGUCAUAGAACAA